Messenger RNA from Cuscuta campestris, 3021 nucleotides. Lineage: Eukaryota; Viridiplantae; Streptophyta; Magnoliopsida; Solanales; Convolvulaceae. The record is from the annotation of a GenBank genome assembly.
AAUCGAAAGAAUCCAUAAAACCCUUACAUUCAAAUAUUCAAUUGCCGGAUCGAGCUGCCUUCUGAUCGUCGGAAAUAGGCAGUGGGUCGAGUUGAAGGCCAUUAGCGGCGUAGGAAAAAAUUGAGAGGCACAAUGAAGAAAGAGCAAGAGGUUGAUACUACUGUUCUUCAGUAUCAGAAUCAGAAACUUGUCCGGCACUUAGAUGCACAGAAACAAGAAUUGCAUGAUCUUGAAGCAAAAAUGAAAGAAUUGCAAGCUAGACAAACAUCUUAUGAUGACAUAUUGAUUUCAAUUAACCAACUUUGGAAUAAGUUAGAUGACGAUUUGAUGCUUCUUGGAGCAAAAAUUGCCACAGAUCAAAGAUCUUUACAAAGUCUAAGUCAUCUUGGUUAUUCUCGAGGGUCAAUUCCUUCAUGUCCUCCUGAAGAGAUUUUUCUAUGUAGAAUAUUGAAUAAGGAGUCUAUUCAAAGUGGUGGAAGUGGUGUAUCAACUAUGGAUGUCAAAGAAGCUUUAGAUGUAAGGCGUUCUUACACUAUGGAACUAAUGACAUCCUUGGAAGAUGCUUUUGAUGCUCAGAGCUCUAAAGUUAGGGAAUUUGCUAAGGCUUUGGAUGCAAUACUAUCUGUAGCAGAUUCUUUAGUUCAAUCAAGAAAAAUCAAUGAUGCGAUGAAAGAUGAAGCUAGCAUACUACAUCAUGUGAUCAAUGUUCUUCAUCAGAAGCAUGAAGUAUGUGCUAAGGCAUUUGAGCUUAAUGAGCAAAAUCCAACAUAUCAAUCAGAUUUACAGUGCCUUGAGGGUGAGCUAGAAGAAAGCAUGUCAGAACUUGAAGAAAGUAGAAGAAAGCUAGUUAACUUAAGAAUGCAAAAAGAGGCUGCCUCGGCACGAGAGUUACCAGCUUUGGGUAUGGUCAAUGGGAAUGCACAUAGGACAAGGAGUGUUCAGGAACUGAAAGAUUCAAUUGAGGAGACAAAGGUCUUGGCAGAUGACCGCCUUUUUGAGCUGCAAGAUGCACAAGAUGACAAUUCUAUCCUGCUAAAGCAGUUGCAAGAUCUGAAGGCUGAGUUGAAGGAUGAUAAAUUUGUAUAUUCAGCCCGUGCUUACAAUGUAUUGAAUGAUCAACUUCAUCACUGGGAGGCUCAGGUGGAACGAUACAAAGAGCUAGUGGAACAGGCUGAUAAGUCUCUCAUAGCAUGGAGUGACAACGACCUGACAUUGAAAGCAGAGUCUGUGGACAGUGCCCGGAAAUUUAUAAAUGAUUCAGAAUCAAAAAUUAAAGAACUAGAGCAUCAGCUUCAGGGAUGCAUUGUUGAAAACAAUGAAUGCGCAGUCAAAAUGGAAGAAGCCAUUCAAGAUUCUGGACUAAAGGACAUUAAAUCUGAGUUUGGGAUUAUGGCUUCUGCUUUGUCAAAGGAGACUGGAAUGAUGAGAGCUCAGUUGAACCGUUGGAAGGAUGCAGCUCAAGAGUCUCUUAUGUUGCGAGAAGAAGCACAGACUCUCAAAACUUCACUGGACAAAAAGACUAGUGAGCAAAAGGAUUUGGCUAAAAAAUGUGCUCAAAAUGUUGGUGUGAUUAAAUCAAUGAAGGCACUUGUUGAGCAAAUGCAACAGGAGCAGGAAGAGCGUAAAAUAAUCUUGGACAUGCAUAGCCAGCAAAUAUAUGAUAAUAGAAAUGUAAUGGAAAUUCAAGAAUCAGAGCGUAGAGCUCAUUCCCAAGCUGAAUUUCUGACAAAUGCUCUUGCUGAGCAUGGCCUUGAAUUGAGAGUUAAAGCUGCUAAUGAAGCUGAUGCAGCUUGCCAACAGAGGCUUUCUGCUGCAGAAGCAGAACUUGCAAAAUUAAGAGCUGAAUUGGAAGCUUCUGACAGGGAUGUCAUUGAGCUUAGAGAGGCCUUAAAAAUGAAAGAAGGGGAGGCAGAAACAUUCAUAUCCGAGAUGGAGACUAUUGGUCAAGCUUAUGAAGACAUGCAGAACCAAAAUCAACAUCUGUUGCAGAUGAUGGCUGAAAGAGAUGAACUCAAUAUCAAGCUGGUCUCUACGAGUGUAAAGACAAAACAGUCACAGAGCUUAUUAUUCUCUGAAAGACAUACAUUGGACAAACAACUUCAAAAUUCUAGAACAACUCUUGAAUCUUUGAAAAUAAAGGUUGCCAAGUGUGAGGAGCAGAUGAAAGGUUAUAUUAUGGAAGCAUUAUGUUCUACUGAAGAAGACAGACAUGUUGCAGUUUCCCUGGAGACUGUGAAAUGGGAAGUGAUGGAUGCUGAGAAGGAAUUGAAGUGGUUGAAAACUUCUCUCUCAUCUUCACAGAAGGAAUAUGAUCAGAUCCAGCGUAAGAUCGAUCAAAUACAGACAGAACUUGUCACAGAAAGAAGUGAGAAGACAAAACUUGAUGAAGAGCUAACAGACUUGAAUAGAAUUUUUACUGGGUUAACUUCUGAAAGCGGUGAAGCUGCAAUACUGAGACUCCAGGAAGAAAUCAAUGACUGUAAAGCUAUUAUCAAAUGUGGUGUCUGUAGUGAUCGUCCCAAAGAGGUUGUGAUUACCAAGUGCUAUCAUCUAUUCUGCAAUCAAUGUAUCCAGCGAAAUGUAGAGCUCCGCCACCGGAAGUGCCCUGGUUGUGGAACUGCAUUUGGGCAAAAUGACGUGAAGCUUGUGAAAAUCUGAACCAACUGUUGUGCAUAUAACACUGCAUCAGGUCAGUUAAGCCGUAUAUACACCAGCAGUCCACAACCUCUUUUGAAAAAAAUCCAAACUUAAGCUUGACAUUUCCAUGCAUCGUUGCACCCACAAGACAUCUGUCUAUUUCUUCUCCUUUGUUUUUCGUUGGUUUAGUUUGUCCCCCGAAUUGGGGAAAAAAAGAUGAAAAAGAAAAAUGAGAGAAUCCAAAGGUGCAGGUGAGAUGGUUGUAGCUUUUAUUUAGGAUUGUUUAUGAACGUAAGGCCGUGAUUGCGUUUGGUGUAAAAUUAGACACCAUAAAUCUUUGGUGCUUCUGUCGAUUUGUUCUGUUUUUAACAUAUGGGAAUGAUG